Messenger RNA from Apodemus sylvaticus (European woodmouse), 1577 nucleotides. It is a transcript of the gene Pusl1, whose product is annotated as pseudouridine synthase like 1. NCBI's taxonomy places the organism in Eukaryota, Metazoa, Chordata, Mammalia, Rodentia, Muridae. Gene Ontology annotation, molecular function: pseudouridine synthase activity; RNA binding. The transcript has 8 exons. Gene Ontology annotation, biological process: tRNA pseudouridine synthesis. Bases 409 to 1284 code for a protein of 291 amino acids. The record is from RefSeq and is a predicted model, not a curated record.
GGCUUCAGAGUGUUUUUGCUCGGCCGCGGAAAAGGGAAGGACACGGCUCUCCCACUUCAGGCAGCCUUGCCAUGCUUAAACUCAGGAAGUUUACGGAAACUACAUUUGGGAGCACUCGGCUGGAAUGCUGCAGACAGGCACAUUCCGGGACGGCGGAGGGGAGAUCGGGAGUGAACGAAUUAAGGACACUUGUGCGGAAGCAACCCGUCAUCACACCCCUGUGAGGCAGAGGACAGUAAACACAGUCGCGUCCAGAAGACAGCACUUCGCAUCCGCUCCCUAAGCUUGGUCCCGCCCCCGUUUCUCGAUUCAGGCGGGGUGGGCCGAGUAAGUGCGCAGGCGCCGUCAUAGCUGGGCAGGGUCGAGCGCCGGCCACGUGCAACUGCCCCGCCCGCCAGCCGCUGGAUUAUGGGUUCCUGCGGGUCGGUGGGCUCCGUGCGUGCGCGCUACCUUGUGUUCUUCCAGUACUUGGGCACUGACUUCAAUGGAGUUGCGGCCGUGAGGGGUAAUCAUCGCGCUGUUGGGGUACUGAACUUCCUGGAGGAGGCUGCCAAGCGGCUGAACUCGGUCGAGCCGGUCAGGUUCACUAUCUCUAGCCGCACUGAUGCCGGAGUGCAUGCCCUGAGCAACGCGGCGCACCUGGACAUCCAGCGCCGCCCAGGCCAGCCGCCUUUCUCCCCAGAGGUCGUGACCAAGGCCCUCAACACCCACCUGAAGCACCCGGCCAUUCGUGUACUGAAGGCCUUCCGAGUGCCCAACGACUUCCACGCUCGCCACGCAGCCACCUCCAGAACCUACCUGUACCGUCUGGCCACAGGCUGCUCCUGGCCUAAUCAACUGCCUGUGUUUGAACAAAAUGUAUGCUGGGCUCUUCAGAGAGAAUACCUGGAUAUGGCGGCCAUGCAGGAGGCUGCCCAGCAUCUCCUCGGAACACAUGAUUUUAGUGCCUUCCAGUCUGCUGGCAGCCCAGUCACAAAUGCUGUACGCACACUACGAAGAGUCUCUGUGUCUCCUGGUCCAGCCAGCCCAUUUGUCCUUCCCGAGGAGAGCAGGACGCUGCAGUUCUGGACCUUGGAGUUUGAAAGCCAGUCUUUCCUUUAUCGACAGGUGCGGAGGAUGACAGCUGUGCUAGUGGCUGUGGGGCUAGGAACUCUGACACCCACACAAGUGAAAGUGAUUCUGGAGAGUCAAGAUCCCUUGGGCAAGUAUCAGGCUCGAGUUGCCCCAGCCCAUGGCCUGUUCUUGAAGUCAGUGCUAUAUAACAACUUUGGUCCCACAUCUUGAACCCUAUGGUGUCCACAGUGUGGAAACCAGCUGAUGGUACACAGUGGAGAUGAAGCCACACAACACUCAAGGCUAUCAGCUUGUCCAUCAUUUACUGUGCUCAGCAGAGAUUAAUCUACAGCUAUGCAGGGCUCUGGCAGUCCUGCCUACCUUCGAGCAGCUCCCACCUCCUCAGGCUUUCUACCCUGGACAUCCCUUUGUCACUAAAGGGACCAGCAUGUGGUACCAGGCUGUAAGAACCCAAGUUUUCUGGAAGCCCUGUUUUCUUGGGGCAAGGGAGUAGGAAUAAAAGG